Notolabrus celidotus (New Zealand spotty) is the source of this 1928-nucleotide messenger RNA. RefSeq names its product sialic acid-binding Ig-like lectin 12. The transcript has 8 exons. The coding region runs from base 143 to 1582 and encodes 479 amino acids. The record is from RefSeq and is a predicted model, not a curated record. Lineage: Eukaryota; Metazoa; Chordata; Actinopteri; Labriformes; Labridae.
GUGACUUGAUGUAACUCUGUGGUUUAUCAGAAGAAGUGCCAGUCAGUGAAAUUAACAAACUGCCUCAUUGGAGAAAGACUUCUCUCUGAUCCAGCUUCAGCUGACUUGUUUGGGGAGGUGGACUGGUUCUGCUGCUGAGGUGAUGAGUGUCCCGUCAUUCCUGUCAGUGAGCAUGUCAGCCAACAUGUUUCUGAUUGUCCUCUUUGUGCCAGGGGCUCGGACUCAGUGCCCUGCAUGGUCAGGUCUCUUCAUCACUUCACCUCAGAGGAUGGAGGCUCUGAAUGGAUCUUGUUUGCUGAUCCCGUGUAACUUCAGCUCUAAAUAUGAAAAUCAGUUUGUCAGCACAAGAGAAACAUCUGGACUGUGGUUCAAAGAAAACCAAAUUACAUACUUUCCAAGAAAUGUGGUUUUUGACAGUAGUGGAGCAGUUCUCAAAUAUCCAAUCAACAUAACUGGAGACCUGAAGGAGAAAAACUGCACCACUCUGUUCUCCAACGUCAAUGCAACAUUUAAAGGCAUUUACUACUUCAGGAUCAUGAACUGGCCAUUCAGGGCAAAUGCUAUAUGUGACCCUCUGAACAUAACAGUGAGAGAUUCUCCUCGGAGCCCCAGAAUAGAGAUCCCAGGAGACCUGAAGGAGGAGGAGUCUGUCACUAUAACCUGCUCAGCUCUCACUCCCUGUCCACACUCUCCUCCUAAACUCACCUGGAGUCUCCAAAGUGACUCUCUCAACAACAUGGAGGAAAACACAGAUGGAACCUUUACAACUCAAAUCCAGGAGAGCAUCACUCUGUCAGAGCACCAUGAUGGAUACAACAUCACCUGUUCUGCCACAUAUCCUGUGAAUGAAGGCAGAGAUGUGAGGACAGCAGAGGAGACAAAGACUCUCAAUGUUUCAUAUGCUCCUAAAAACACCUCAGUGUCCAUCAGUCCAUCAGGUUUGGUGUCAGCAGGUACCCUGGUUAACCUGACCUGCUCCAGCAGAGCCAAGCCUCCUGUCAGCAGGUUCACCUGGUUCAGGAUCAGCAACAACAGACCUGUGAACGUAUCUGAGGGAGAGUCUUACAGCCUUAAUGUGACUGAAGGAGGAGUUUAUUACUGCGUGGCCACAAGUCAUCUUGGUAAUGGAACUUCAGAGAAGAUAAAUCUGACUCUUAAAGAUGAAGGCUUCUCCAGUAUUUCUCUAAUAUGGAAAGCAGUGGUUGGAGGUAUCUUUGGGAUCAUUGUGUUCAUCUGUCUGCUUCUCUUAGUUUGGCGUUUCAAAUCUAAAGGUCCAAGUCCACAACAGACUCAGAUUCAAACAGGGGCCCGGAUGCCUGCCGAAGAACCUGCAGUAAAAACAGAGGAAGAAGAAGAAGAACAACACAUCCAUUAUGGAGAGAUAGACUUCUCCAAACUGAGACAUGAACCAUCCUCUGACUCAGUGCAGGACAGAGGACAGCAGCAGGACACAGUGUACGCACAGGUCAAAGUGUCUGAGACAACAAACAACCAAACACAGAGUGCUGACAGCACAGAGGGUCUCUAUGCAGAAGUAAAGAAAAGAACUGAACCAAGCGGAGGGGUGACACCUGAUACAUGAGGGACACAAAGUUUGAGGAAGUUACCAGGGACAAAAAUAUGAAAUGGAUAAGGAACUUACUGUAAUUAUACCUUAGAUACACGAGUAACUCUUUAUAACUUCAUUGAUGAGAAAAUAAUCACACAUAACUUUCAUGAUAAAGAACUCUGAAUAAAAGUGUUGAUCUAAAGAGUUGAUGAACAUGUCAGAGUAUAAGUCCACUUCACAGAGUUACUUUUCACUGAGGGAACUUUAAGUCUGUAUUUGGCUCAUGUUAGUCUGCGGAUGAGUCUUUAUUUGAGGUCUUUUUGAAAAGCUAGUUGAUUAUUAACACAGUAACACUAAGUUGGCUUCUGCUAUGUGUAAA